GGGGUAACUAGCAAUUAUACUGGUGACUGUGAUGCUGCAGACCGGCAUUAUUCAUGCUUCGGGUUAGGGUGAUGAAGUAGAAUCACAGACUUAAGAGCUAGAAGCCGGGUCAUCCAGUCCUGUCAUAUUAAAAAAUGUUGGCUCGCUCAGGGUUUCCCAGGUGGUAAAUGUCGGGGCUUAGUUUUGGUACUGUUGUAAAAGACCAGGGGUUUGGCCAUCUGAAGGCCUAGCUCCUCAUGCUGGCUUUGCCUCUUAGCACCUGGGGGCAAGGCACAAUUUUUCUGCUUUUUCCCCUGUGAGAGUGGAUUUUGAGACCUCUUAAUGCUGUGAAAUUCUGUUUUUAUUAUUACUCACUCUUGUUUCCUCCCGUUUUGAAGUAGGUAUGGAAAAGGAAUGAACUGGGAUCUAAGAGAUGUGCUUGAACUACUGUGCUUCUCAAAAGAGCAAGGUCUCUCCUCUAGGACCCUCUUGCUUGGGUCCUGAUCAGGUCCCACUUUGGGAAAAGGAGAGGUUCUUGAUGUUUCUCCAUUUUCAGGAAGUUUACACAAAGACACCAGCAAAUGGUUCUACCCUCUGAAGUAGAGGUGUUGGAGUCUAUCUACCUGGAUGAAUUACAGGUGGUUCAAGGAAAUGGGAGGUCUUCACCAUGGGAAAUCUGCAUCACGCUACAUCCUGCUACAGCCGAAGACCAGGAUUCACAAUUUGUCUGCUUUACCUUGGUGUUGCUGGUCCCUGCACAGUACCCCAAUGAGGUGCCUAAGAUCUCUAUCCGUAACCCCCGAGGGCUCUCAGAUGAACAGAUUCACAAGAUCUCACAGGCACUGAAUUGUGUGGCUGAGGCCGGACUGGGCACUGCUGUGCUCUAUGAACUCAUUGAGAAGGGAAAGGAGAUCCUCACAGACAACAAUAUUCCACAUGGCCAGUGUGUCAUCUGUCUCUAUGGUUUCCAGGAGAAAGAAGCUUUCACUAAGACCCCCUGUUACCACUACUUCCAUUGCCAUUGCCUGGCCCGCUACAUCCAGCACAUGGAGCAAGAACUCCUGGCCCAGAAGGAGGAGCAGCAGCAACACCCCGGCUCUCCGGUGGAGCAGGGUGUCGGCGUCCAGUGUCCAGUCUGCAGAGAGCUCCUGGUCUACGACCUCGCCACGCUGCAGGCAGCUCCCCCACCUCAACAUCCUCUGGAGCCAUACCAGCCCGAUGCAGAGAGCUUGAGGCAGCGGGAGGAGAGGCAGCGGCUCUACGAGAGGCAACAGCAGCGCGGGGGGAUCAUAGAUCCAGAAGCUGAACGGAACCGCUAUUUCAUCAGCCUCCAACAGCCUUCCCCUGUGGAGCCUGAGGUGGCUCAGGAUGCCUCCAAGGGAUCUCAGCCACCAGGUGCCCCUGCCACAGCUUUGCCCACCCCACCAGACACUCUGCCUGUUGCCCCACAGCAUACAAGAGAAAGGAUCUCAGGGGCUGGGCCAAGCCAACCAGGGCUGAAUGAGCUCCAGAGGGCAGAAAGAGACACCUCCAGGGCCUGCCGGACCCCUGGGCAACAGUCAGAGCAGAGAGACCUUCGGGGAAGUGGGAACUCUGCCCCCAAAGGCUCCAGUUGUACACAAGAACUGCCCCCUCCUACAGGGCCAUUCAAAGAGCCCAUGGACCUGAAGCCAGAGCCUCAGAGUCAAAGGGUUGAAGGCCCCACCAAGGAGAAGGGGGCUGGCAACUGGCAGGGGCCCCCAAACCGCAGGAACUGGGAAUGUGGUCGCUGGGAACGUUCCAAAGGCCGGAUGCCUGGCUCCUCUUAUCCCCGCCUGCCUCGAGGUCGGGGAGCUUACCGGCCCAGUGCCCGCAGGGAACCUCCAGGCCUGGAACCAGAGGAGGCUUCCUAGCAGGAAUGCUGGGGGACAGGGAAUAAUGGGUGGGAGGGAAGCAAUAAAGAGUAUUGGCCCAGCUCAGCCAACUCUGCUUGCUGCUGCCUCUGGAAGUAAAAAGUCUAGUCUUUAGGAGCUAUAUCCUUGCCAAAUUUGUGAUGGAAGGAAGAGGCAAAGGUGGCAGGAUAAUUCUUUAAAUCCUUCUGUAUUUGUAUGGAAGUUGUGACGGCCAUGAAUGUUAGAAAAAGGAAUGUACUCCUAAACUUG
Sarcophilus harrisii (Tasmanian devil) is the source of this 2120-nucleotide messenger RNA. RefSeq names its product ring finger protein 25 (gene RNF25). Bases 561 to 1871 code for a protein of 436 amino acids. Gene Ontology annotation, molecular function: protein binding; ubiquitin protein ligase activity. The transcript is spliced from 10 exons. Lineage: Eukaryota; Metazoa; Chordata; Mammalia; Dasyuromorphia; Dasyuridae. Gene Ontology annotation, biological process: protein ubiquitination. The record is from RefSeq and is a predicted model, not a curated record. Gene Ontology annotation, cellular component: nucleus.